CUGUCCUUCUACUAAACAGGUGAAGGGAUUUGGGAUCUGAGUCCCCCACAAAUAAGAAAAUGGAACUUCUUCUGCAAAUCCUAUUGUCCCUUGUUUUAGUGAGCUUCUCCUCUUUGAUCAUGUGUGUUGCUCAUAACCUAUGGUUGCGGCCAAAAAGAAUUCGCGAAACGCUCUCAAAACAGGGAAUUAGGGGACCCCGGUCUCCCUCUUUUCUUCAUGGGAACCUCAAAGAGAUGAAGCAGAUGAAGUUUGUGGAGACAGAUGAGGAGGAGCAAUCGCCCCACGAUUAUGUACCUCGUCUUUUCCCUUAUUUCCAUCAAUGGAAGAAAACAUACGGCUCCACAUUUACUUACAGCUCGGGGACUACAGUAUUCUUGUACGUAGGAGAUCCUGAUAUGAUAAAGGAGAUGAGCAUGUGCACGUCCAUGGAAUUGGGGAAGCCGCGAGCGUGGGGUAAGCACAGAGCAGCAUUGUUUGGCAAAGGCAUUUUAAUGGCAAAUGGAGAAAAUUGGAGACGACAGCGAAAGAUUAUUGCCCAAGAGUUAUACAUGGACAAAGUCAAGAGCAUGAUUGGACUGAUGGUGGAGUGUGGCAUUUCUAUGUUAGAAGGGUGGGAAAGAAGAGUUGAAAGAGCGGGCGGAGUUGGAGCACUAAGGGUGGACGAGGAUCUGAGAAACUUCUCCGCCGAUGUGUUCUCAAAAACAUGUUUCGGGAGUAGUUACGAGAAAGGGCAGGAGAUCUAUCAUCGACUAAGGUGCAUUCAAAGGGCCAUGGCUAAGCAGGGUCUCCUUGUUGGAGUUCCUGGGAUGAGGUUUAUUCCCAAUACGAUCAACCGUGAAAUUUGGAAGCUACGGCGAGAGGUGAGAUCGAUAAUAUUGAAAGCUUUGAAGGAACGCAUGGCAGAACCGAAGGCUGCAGCUGAGGACGAUCUAUUGAAAGCCAUCUUAGAGAAUAGCAAAGCCGUUGAAGCUCAUGCUACUCCUGAUGACAUUAACAACCUCAUUGUAGACAACUGCAAGAAUCUCUAUUUUGCAGGGCAUGAAACCACCGCUUCAGCUGCAUCGUGGUGCCUCCUACUGCUUGCCAUGAACCCAAUAUGGCAAACAAGAGUUCGCGAUGAAGUGGCAGAGGUCUGCAAGGGAUAUUUACCUAAUAUUGAGAUGCUCCGCCAGAUGAAAAUUUUGACUAUGGUGUUGCAUGAAACAAUGCGUCUCUAUGCUCCAGCAGCAUUUAUGAUCAGGGAAGCAUUUGUAGACUUGCAAUUUGGAGGCAUUCGGAUUCCAGCUGGGACCAACCUCUGGAUUCCAGUUUCAGCAUUGCACCAUGACACUGAAAUAUGGGGCUCUGACGCUCAUAUUUUCAACCCCGAGAGGUUUGCGAAUGGGAUAAUUGGCGCCUGCAAAAACCCUUAUGCAUUCCAUCCUUUUGGCUUUGGUUCCCGCACUUGUGUGGGCCAAAACUUCGCCAUGGUAGAACUGAAGAUUGUGAUUUCUCUGAUAAUAUCGAAAUUCAAGUUCAGCCUCUCUCAAACAUACUGUCAUAGCCCAACCUUCCAGCUAGUCGUGGAACCUGCAAAUGGACUUCAACUUGUAAUGGAGAGAGUGUAGUGAUAAUCAUUAAGGGUCAGUUUGAUUCGAAAAUAAGUUUACGAAAAUUUUAAAAUUAUAAUUUAGUUAAUUGUAGAUUGAAAAGUUCUGAUUUAUUGUGGGGUUGUUUGAUUACUCUAAGGUGAUAUGUAAUAGAGGAACUGUCAAAUUAAACAGCUGUUCAAUUAUCUUUACAGAUAACAAUUCU
This is a messenger RNA of Amborella trichopoda, 1794 nucleotides long. RefSeq names its product cytochrome P450 714C2. Gene Ontology annotation, molecular function: iron ion binding; heme binding; monooxygenase activity. The record is from RefSeq and is a predicted model, not a curated record. Lineage: Eukaryota; Viridiplantae; Streptophyta; Magnoliopsida; Amborellales; Amborellaceae.